AGUGUUUCUGUUCCGAAGCACAAAAUUUCCUAAUCCCAUGUUUGGUUUCUAAGAAAAUCCAGAUACAAAAAGGGAAAAGGAAAGAAAAAAAAAUCCCACUUGACAAAUUUUUACUCAAACAAGCAGAGAUAAAAACAAUCCAAAGAAAGAGAGAAAAUGGAAGGCAAUUCAAAUCCCAUAUCACCAGUAACACCACAACACUCAAAAACAACACAAGAACUAGCCAUAGAAGGCCAAAAACACUUGGAAGAAACAAUCCAAGCUGCUUACCAGAUCCUCUCUUCUAUGAAUGAUGAGCUUUGCAACCCCACUUUAUGGUCCACCACCUCCACCUCUACAAGUACUGUCACUUCCCCUAUCACUUCUAGCAAUGCCCAAAACGGUGAUGCUAAUGCUGCUGUCUCUGAUUCCACUCUUGAAUUGAAUGGCGGUGGCUCUGGUGGUGGCGGGGUGGGUAAUGGGGCUCUUGAUGAAGCUCGGUUCCGGUACAAGAACUCGGUUGCUGCUCUUCGUGAUGUUCUUGCGGCAAUUCCUAAUUCUCACAAGGCAAAACCUUUUGAAACCAGUUCUCCGGCAGAUCAAGCUGAGAUUGAGAAGUUGGAAGAGCGAGCCUCCAACCUAAGAAAGGAACUUGCAAAGAAGAACACAUAUGUCAAGCUUCUCAUAGAUCAGUUACGAGAGCUUAUUGCAGACAUAUCUACAUGGCAGGGUCCUUAUUCUGUCUGAAGUUCAUUCAGAACUCAUUAUCAUGAAAAGUGAUGCCUGGGAAUUAAGAACUCAGUGGAGAUGCGUUUGUGAGAUGAUGUCUGUCUUGACAUUUUCUUUCUUUGUGACACUCGGAUAUACAUUAACUGUAGAUUUCUAGAGCUAAGUAGCAAGAAAGUUUUUGGUUUAGCAUAAAUUAGUAAAUCUAUAGAGAUAUUGUACAAGAGAGCAUGUCUUGCAUAUCUUGAUAUGUUUAGCAUUAUGGAUAUUGUCUCUAUUGAAGGAAAUUUUGGGUACAAGCAA
This is a messenger RNA of Populus nigra (black poplar), 1008 nucleotides long. RefSeq names its product mediator of RNA polymerase II transcription subunit 30-like. Lineage: Eukaryota; Viridiplantae; Streptophyta; Magnoliopsida; Malpighiales; Salicaceae. Bases 157 to 726 code for a protein of 189 amino acids. The transcript is spliced from 3 exons. Gene Ontology annotation, cellular component: mediator complex. The record is from RefSeq and is a predicted model, not a curated record.